Myotis brandtii (Brandt's bat) is the source of this 3120-nucleotide messenger RNA. RefSeq names its product chromosome unknown open reading frame, human C3orf67 (gene CFAP20DC). The transcript is spliced from 17 exons. The record is from RefSeq and is a predicted model, not a curated record. The coding region runs from base 265 to 2676 and encodes 803 amino acids. NCBI's taxonomy places the organism in Eukaryota, Metazoa, Chordata, Mammalia, Chiroptera, Vespertilionidae.
CAUUUGUUGGCCCCAACCAGGUAGUUCAGUUGGUUAGAGCAUCGUCCUGAUAUGCCAAGGUUGUGGGUUUGAUUCCUGGUCAAGGCACCGACAAGACUCAACCAGUGGGGUGCAGGGCGGGGGGGCCCGAGGUGGAGCUGACCCGCGGCCGGGAAGACCCUGGCCGAACGGGGGGCCAACCACGAAGCCCUUCCCUGCUGCCGACUGUCAGCCGUCUGGAAGCCCUGAACUCCGUGCCCCCCAAGCCCUGGCCCCCCUGCGGGAAUGUUCAAAAAUGAGUAUCAGGGAGGUGCAUUUGUUGAAAUAUUUAGUGCUCAGGGAAAAAAUCCUGGAGCAAAGUGGAAGAUCCUUGGAAGUCCAUCUGUGAUUUGGAAAGAGUUUGAUAAAGAAGUGAAAAGUUUUGUGUUUGUCCUGGAAGGCAGCAGUCAGACAAACAAAAUUCAGUUACCAAAGGAGAAUAAGCAAAUCCUUGGACUGAUCCAGAGGUUUCUUGUACUUCAGAUUUACAUACCCCUGGGACAAGACUUCUCCACUGAAUUGCUAAUUACUGAUUUAGGGAAUAUCAAAAGAAGAUUGUACUUAUCAACAGUUCAUAAAGAACUGUCCUCAACCCCUCUCCAUGCAAAAAUUCCACUCUUCAUGAUCAAGCGCAAAAUUUGGUGCAACCUAUGCAUUGACUUGGUGGCAUUUACCAGUGAAAUAUUCAAGGGAGCAGUUUUCCAGUCAUUGGAUGGAAUUAUUGUCUCAGCUAACUGUAAGCUGCGGAAGAUCUUCACUUUAAAAUCCAAGCCUCAAGACACUGCUGAUAAAGAUGCUGGAUAUGGUGUACCUUUUCCAACAGAUGAGCCUACAGACAUUAUUCCACGGAGCUGCCAACUAACGACAGAUGUUCCACAAGUCACACAGCUGCUAAACAUGACCAAACUCCGCCAAACUAUAAUAAAACUCGGAGGUCAUCCUCUAAGCUCAGCAGAAUCAGAUCAGUUCCUUAACAGAGGAACAGGUAGUGUGCGGAACAGUAAAAAUCAAGAUGUUUGUCAUAUCGCCUUUGGAUCCAAAGUUCUUGGACCACCUCCACUCUCUGGCAGAAGAAAUAACAUGAGGAUAUCCAGUGAGACAAUAAGAUCCAUUGGGUCCAAAAAUAACCGAUCAUGCCAGCCGUCCACAGUGGAGAGGUGUGUUAACAAUGCAGAAAUGUCAGCUUUGCUGAUUUCUGAGUCUGAGGAGCAAGGAGAUAAAGAAAAUAUUCGCCAAAUAAAGCUGACUGUACCUGUUCGUGCCAAUCUGCAUAUUAUGCAUCCACAUCCCCCUCAAGAACCAUCAGCAGAUAAGAAUAAUAACAGGAGAAGAUUACGGUUAAAAAGCGCCAACAGAGAAAGGACAGAGACACCCAGCGGCAGUUCUUCAGGAAAUAGCAGGAAUGGAGAUAAAGCAGCUGCCCUCAUCACUGAGUCCCAGCAAGGAGCAGGGACGUUGAGCCCCAGCACUCCAGCUCCCCAGUCUCCUGAUGCAUCAGAUGAAUGGGUAUUUCCCAACAAUGAUGAUCACAUUCCCCAUUUGGAGUCCAGUAGACAAUCUCUUCUGGGUGAUGACUCCUGCCACACCUCACACCUGUGGCUGGAAACCAGCAAGGAGAGUGAGCAGGACCAGCAGGCAGAGGAGACCUGGAUUGUUCCAAAGGACGUUUUUACCUUUUCAUCAAGACCACGAUCAGCACCUCAUGGAAAGACUCAGAACAUGUCCCCAGAGGGGUGCCCAUUUAUUCUGGAUCUAACAGAGGAUACCAGUGUGACCCAAUUGGAGGAUGAUUUUUAUGGUGAAGACAGCAGCGAAGAGGGUAACUACAGUGUCCAGGAUUCUCCUAGUCCAACAACUAGUCCUUCAGGGUUAACUCAGUUAACAUUGGAGAGCAUGCUGGGGAAGGCUGCAAGGUGGACAAGUAAAGAAUAUCUAAAAAGUGCCUACACAGAAGCAGAAGCAUCAGAAAGCCAGAAUUUCUUGGUGCAGCAGAUAGAUAGAAACAACUUUCAACCGAGUUUGGUGCCUGUACCAUGCCUUUCUCCCCCUGGAAGAAGCAGUGAACUCUCUCAGAAUGCUCCAGAUCCCAUUAUCAAAGCAAAGGACCAAGUGCCAGCUUCAGUCACCAAAGCCUCCCUGAAGGAAAUCUCAGAGGAUAAGCUGAGACCGACUCCUGGAUUAGCAGAAUAUGACUGGAGGAACUACCAGCCCAGCCAGAUGAGUGAAUCUGAGUUGCAAAUGCUGGCAAGCCUACGGCAGCAGCAGAAUGAUGAUCUGGAGGACACGGGGGCUUCCCAUGGCCUGAGUGCGUCCCAGGUGGACAACUGUAACGUCAGCAUAAGUACCAGCAGUGACGACACCACCACCUGGAACUCCUGCCUGCCGCCUCCUGUCAACCAGGGUCGGCACUAUCAGAAAGAAAUGAAUCCACCUUCUCCUUCUAACCCCCGGGACUGGUUAAACAUGCUGAGCCCACCCAUCGUUCCUCCCAGUCGGCAGCCAGCAGAGCAGAAUCAGGAUUCUUCUGGAAGUUUGACUGCUCAAGGUGAAGAAGACCUGAGUGUGGAAGAGGACGAGGAAGUGCUGACUCUUCUGUAUGACCCAUGUCUGAACUGUUACUUUGAUCCCCAGACUGGGAAAUACUACGAGUUGGUGUAACCCCUCCUUCCAGGGCAAAGAAUGGCCACCCCCAGGCCGAGCAGGACAGCAGUUCUGACUCUGUGGCCACCACAAUGUGUGUGUCGGGCAGGCCCGCAGAAUCAGAAGUAACUGAGAGAAGUGAAUUUCUUUUGUAAAUAAUGUUCGAUGUUAAGAAUAACUACAUUCUUUUUGUAGAUGCGUGUGUGUUUUUGGAACUGUGAAGGAAUUAAUACACAGGCAAGAUUUUAGGGCUUUGAGUUGGUUCUUAUUUUUGGUUCUCAUUUACAUAUUUUUUUCAUAUAAUUUUAUGUAAAAAUUAAGAGUUAUUAAUUCACAUACUUUGCAGUGUUAAUCUGUAAAUGAUGGCUGGGUAUAUAGAAAAUGUAUUCUUCUUUAAACGAUAUCUGGGUACCUUUUAUUUUAUUACCUAUUUGUAUUAAAAAUAAAGUAUGAUGAUCAGAA